Messenger RNA from Eruca vesicaria subsp. sativa (arugula), 1656 nucleotides. NCBI's taxonomy places the organism in Eukaryota, Viridiplantae, Streptophyta, Magnoliopsida, Brassicales, Brassicaceae. The record is from the annotation of a GenBank genome assembly.
AUGGCGCCAAAGCGAGGGAGAAACAGGUCGCCUUCUCCUGACCGGAACGGAAUGUUCGCCGGAAUGGUAGUUUUCAUGGUGGAAACCGGAGUUCAGCGCCGUCGUUUGCAGAUAUGGAAGCAGAAGCUUGUUCAAAUGGGAGGAGUAGUGAUUGAGGAAGAUCGUUUGACAAAGAAAGUAACUCAUGUUCUUGCAAUGAAUGAUGAAGCUCUUGUCGGAAAAUUCCAGAAAGAACCUCUGUCUCAUUUUAAAGGAUGUCUUCUGCGUUACCAGUGGUUAGAAGAUAGUUUAACUUCAGGAGAGAAGGCUGAUGAAGACUUGUAUCUUCUCAAAAUUGACUCUGGAGAAGUUAAAGAGUCUAACAAAUCUUUGCAUGCAACAAGUGGUAGUGAGGAUCAACCAUCAACUCCAAAAAGAGCUAAAGACUCCCCUGAUUCUUCUGAUACAGUAGGCUUAGAAAGCCAAAAGGAUACACAAGGAUCACCUACUAGUUGCAGUGUUCCCUCUACUAGUGCCAGUCCUGGAGUAGGCAUUUCAGAGACUCCCACUAGUCCACACUCAGAGCCUUCAUCGGUUUACAAACCACCGGAUUUGAACAGAAAUAUUACUGAGAUAUUUGGGAAGCUAAUAAACAUAUAUAGAGCUUUGGGUGAUGAUAGGAGGUCCUUUAGCUAUUACAAAGCUAUACCGGUCAUUGAGAAGUUCCCCACUAAAAUUGAAAGCGUUGAUGAGCUUAAGCACCUCCCUGGGAUUGGAAAAUCAUUGGCAGAUCAUAUUCAAGAAAUCGUGACUACAGGGAAGUUGUCCAAGUUGGAACACUUUGAAACAGAUGAGAAGGUUCGUACAAUCACUUUGUUUGGGGAAGUUUGGGGUAUUGGUCCUGCUACUGCGCUCAAGCUAUAUGAGAAAGGACAUCGCACAUUAGAAGACUUGAAGAACGAGGAUUCACUCACGCAUGCGCAAAGACUGGGGUUGAAAUAUUUUGAUGAUAUUAGAACAAGGAUUCCACGCCAGGAGGUGCAAGAGAUGGAACAACUUCUAAAGAGAGUGGGCGAGGAAGUUUUACCUGGUGUAAUGAACUUUUCAGUUUAUCACUUUGCUCUACUUUUGGAUGUAGAAACUUUAACGGCAUCUUUCUUGCAGGUGGAUAUUGUAUGUGGAGGAUCAUAUAGACGUGGGAAAGCUACUUGCGGAGAUCUAGAUAUCGUUAUUACACAUCCUGAUGGACAAAGUCACAAGGGGUUCUUGACAAAGUUUGUAAAGCGUUUGAAGGAAAUAAACUUUCUUAGAGAAGAUCUCAUCUUCAGUACUCACAGUGAAGAGGGUAUAGGUUCAGGGGUUGACACGUAUUUUGGUCUGUGCACUUAUCCUGGUCAGGAGCUGAGGCGCCGUAUUGACCUCAAGGUUUAUCCGAGGGAUAUAUAUGCAUUCGGACUCAUAGCAUGGACAGGGAAUGACGUGUUGAACAGAAGGCUGAGAUUGCUAGCAGAAUCCAAAGGCUAUCGACUCGAUGACACUGGACUAUUCCCAGCUACUCACAGCUCAAGUGGUAACCGGGGUGGUAGAGCAAGUGCUAGCAUGAAACUCUCCACAGAGAAAGAAGUUUUCGAUUUCUUAGGGUUUCCUUGGCUCGAGCCACACGAGAGGAAUCUUUAA